AUGAAUACAAACAAUCCAGGCUUAUGGGGAGUGUAUAAUGGUCCCCAACCACCCAAAAAAAACCUCUACGAAAUGGAUCAACAAGAACAAGCCGAAGAAGGGGCCCGACAAAUGAUUGGUCUCAUGCAAUCCUGCCCCGGUAAAACAGUCAUGGCAGGUGUAAGUGGGUUUGCAUUAGGGGGAUUUUUCGGAUUAUUCAUGGCCUCAAUGGCAUAUGAUACACCAAUAGGUACUGGAGCAGUACAACAUAUUUCCGAUUUACCAUUUAAACAACAAAUGAAAUUACAAUUUACUGAUAUGGCAAAAAGAUCAUAUAGUUCAGCUAAGAAUUUUGGAUAUAUUGGGAUGGUAUAUUCUGGAGUUGAAUGUUGUGUGGAGAGUUUGAGGGCUAAACAUGAUAUAUAUAAUGGUGUUAGUGCUGGGUGUAUAACUGGGGCUGGGUUGGCUAUUAAGGCGGGUCCUCAGGCGGCAUUGGUUGGGUGUGCGGGUUUUGCUGCUUUUAGUUUGGCGAUUGAUAUGUAUUUGAAUAGUGAAGCUGCUGCUCCUCCAAAGAAUGAUUAUGAUUUGUAG
This is a messenger RNA of Hemisphaericaspora subhashii, 570 nucleotides long. RefSeq names its product translocation channel protein (gene TIM22). Gene Ontology annotation, cellular component: TIM22 mitochondrial import inner membrane insertion complex. Bases 1 to 570 code for a protein of 189 amino acids. Gene Ontology annotation, biological process: protein insertion into mitochondrial inner membrane. The transcript has a single exon. Gene Ontology annotation, molecular function: transmembrane protein transporter activity. The record is from RefSeq and is a predicted model, not a curated record. NCBI's taxonomy places the organism in Eukaryota, Fungi, Ascomycota, Pichiomycetes, Serinales, Debaryomycetaceae.